AAUAACGAUCGGCACAAGCAGUGACGCUUUCUUCUGGUUUCUUCUACUAUGUUGUAUUUGUGAAAAAUUAGCAAAGUAUGUAUGUUUAUAGCUACAAAUUUGGACUCAUUAGAUGAAUAUGUCUUCAUAGUGCCCGCUGUAGCAUCUUAAUUUGCUAUUUUAUGGACAAUUUGUGUCGUGCUGACGUUUCGCUCCAUGGUAACUUUGUUUUGUGGACAUGCCAGGUCAACUCGGAAGAGCUAAGUUGGAAGGCACAAACCAGAUACACACAGAAGCAACUUCUUCUGAGCAUCCUGUCCUCUAUGCUAUUAUGAUUCACCUGUGACAACCUGAAGCUGUAAUGAAAUCCAGUGAACCUGUGUUGACAAGGCAGAAUCCUUUUCAACCAGCAUCCAGAUUGGGAAGGACACACUACCACCCAUCCCGCAACCAGCCCCUGUCAAAUAAAAAGAAAAAAACUACUUUGAGUCCUGUACGUCUGAACAAGCGAUCCAAUUCACACACUCUGAUCCCAGAGAGCCAACAACUGUUUGAGCAUCGUGACCAACACUUUACUGCCACAGAUGGACAACCUGUUUUUACAGAGUCCUGGCCCUCCACCGACUGUGGAUCUUCUCCUAUCAGCAGUGCAACCUCAUCUGACAUGGAGACACCCAAACAGUGUGCGAAAGCAGGCAAAUCCACAGUUUCAUCAGAGCGAGGAGUUCAGCAGGAAUCAGUGAUGGCAAAGUACAUAGAACGCUUUCGUCAUGGUCGACCGCAGAGUCGAGAGGAGCGCCAGCAGAUGCCUUCUGCCACUGGAGAGAAGCAAGUGCCUUUUUGGUGGAUGUCACCCCCAUCUUUCCCCUUUAGUUCAACACCAACUAAAGCAACAGACGAAGACCAUGGACCUGAGAUUUUCAAUCCAGCUGGGCAGCGUCAGCAUGACAGAUCCCUUUCCCCAUGCAGUGUUUUGUCAGACACAUAUCAGGGUGAAUUAGAUGACACAGAGAUACUACACCUUCAAGAAAAGGCCAGCAGACUUCUGCUGAGAGGUGAAUGUACUCUGAGUGAUGGAUCUGUCCCUGUCAGCUCAGAGGGCCUGGCAUGCUCAGAUUUCUCUUCUCCAGUUAGUGUAGAUGAGCCAGUGCGGAGACCUUUGAUUCCCAGUUUAAUCAAAUCUACUGCGAAGGCCAGUUCAGACUCAGUUCCAGCUGUGUCCUCCCAAAAAUCCGCUGUCAUUCCUUCUCUGGUGAUCCCCGCACGCCGGGAAGAUGACAUCUUGUUCCAGUGGCGUUUAAGGAGAAAGAUUGAGCAGGCCAGGGAGUGGCCUCCGUCCCUGCAAAACUCAAGUCUUCAUGGUCCUACAUUUAGCUGGCAAGCUCCCAAUUUAAGCCAUCCCUCAGCCAGUGGACAGGCUUACAAGCAACACCAGAGUACCCAACCUCCUGAAUUGUCACACAAAGCUACACAUCCUCACAUCACUACUCCCCAGCCACAAACUGAAAACGGCAAUGGAUCAUGUCCCCCAGCUUCAGGUCCACCUCACUUCCCUGCCUUUGCCCUCUCUGGCCCUUCAGGCUCUCAACCACAGACUGUUGCCCACGUUCCUGCCCACAUGCAUUUACUCUGUGAUGUCUUGCCCUGUCCCAUCAAAACAAACAUUUCAGACAGUAUGGCUGAGUCUCAGACCAAAGUUGUCCGUAAAAAGACCCAAGUCCCUGGACACUCAACGAACACCUUCACUGAUGAGCCUGUUCGUGAGCAUGUGCCAUCCCCACCACCUGCUUCAUCUGGAGCUAUACAAGGAGAGCAGCCUAAUCACGACACAAAAUCUGUGAGAAACAAGACCGAGAAAGCCCAGCCAAGACAGUCAAAGAAGAAUGAGAAAAAGACAGUGACGUCCAACACAAAGCAGAAGACAACAAGAUAUAUUGUGAAUGUGGAACAUGCUGAUGGUCCUGGCUCUACAAACAGGAGGUCUUCACAUCAAAGAGUUUCUGAAAAGGUCAGGCCGAGGGCAGAACAACAGCAACAGGAGGGAAGCCAGGGGUUUUCCAGGGAGAGCUGCACUGGUGAUAAUGCGCCACCCCCUUCUCCAAUCCACACUGCUUUAGGACAGGUAGUUUCAGAGGUAUUGUUCCCCACGCUGGUGUCAUCUCCUGCACAGAGGACCCCUGACUCAUCAGUUUCUCCUCCUUGCACUUCCCCUGCACCUCCACAGUCCUCAGUUCCUCCAUGCAAAGCACAGAACUCUAUAGAGGUCAUUUCACAGCUGCUGCAAGAAGCUGAAGAUUCAGAUGAAAAAGAGUUUGAAGAUGACCCUUUAUUACAAGUCCUCCGCAAGCAGAGAAAAUGGGUGAAGGAGCAGAUCAGUGAAGUGGACUCUAUGUUGAAUGGAUUCCUGGAGGAGCGACAAGUUACUUGAACACUGAGAAGACACACUUGAUGUUUUGUUUUGUUUUUUAUAAAGAAAUAAAGUUUAUUUUUUCAUUUUUGAAGAAACAUUUCCA
Molecule: messenger RNA, 2492 nt
Organism: Epinephelus moara (kelp grouper)
Lineage: Eukaryota; Metazoa; Chordata; Actinopteri; Perciformes; Serranidae
Gene: proser3
Product: proline and serine rich 3
Exons: 14
Coding region: 341-2407 (688 amino acids)
Source: RefSeq, a predicted model, not a curated record